AUGAAGGUCGACCUUAUCAUUGAGAACGCAACGGUGGUUACCGCAUCCGACGUUCAUCCUCGUCAAGACAUUGUCGUGCGAGAUGGAAAGAUCCUUGCGGUUGGCCAAAACUUAGGCUCUCUCUUUUCGGCCGAAAAGGUUAUCGAUGCUCAGGAUGGGUUCGUCAUGCCUGGCGGCGUAGACUCACACGUGCAUCUCGACCAGGACAACUCUCCGACCGGAGAUAACUUUGAAAGCGGUACGAGGUCGGCGAUUGCUGGUGGAACAACGACCAUUAUUGCCUUCGCGACCCAGGAGCGCUAUCAUCAGUCCCUGCGUCCCGUUGUCGAGGACUACCACUCACGUUCAAGGGGCAAAUCCUAUUGCGACUAUGGCUUCCACAUCAUUCUCACUAACCCUACACCGACCAUUCUGCGCGACGAGCUUCCGUUCUUCGUGAGCGAGGGCAUCACCUCCGUAAAGUUGUACAUGACCUACGAGCCACUGCAGCUGAAGGAUGGAGAAAUCCUAGACGUCAUGAUGGCGACGCGUAACUUGGGGAUGACUACAAUGGUGCAUGCUGAGAACAGCGACAUGAUCUCUUGGAUCACAGCGCGUCUUGCGGAGCAGCAGCUUACCGCGCCCUACUAUCAUGCCAUCAGUCGCCCUAACAUCGCUGAGGACGAGGCAACUUACCGCAUCAUUGCCUUGGCUGAGCUUUCCGACAUCCCUAUACUCAUCGUUCACAUGUCUUCCAAGACCGCUGCCUCCCAUGUUAGAAGCGCUCAAACAAGGCUCCUCCCAAUUCACGCGGAAACCUGUCCACAUUAUCUCUAUCUCACAGCAGACACAUUGCGCCCAUCUCACCCAACAGAUAGCUUCUCCGGCGCAAAACACAUCUGUAGUCCACCACUCAGAGAAGAUCGCAUGGACCUGGAAGCCAUGUGGACGGGUAUCAUCAACGGGACGUUCACGACGUUCAGUUCGGAUCAUGCACCCAGUAAAUACGAUCAUCCUUGUGGAAAGAAGGCGGGAUUGGACAAAGCUGGGACAAUGCGAUACGACAAGGUCCCAAACGGUUUGCCAGGAGUAGAAACACGGAUGCCGCUUCUUUUUGAAGGCGGUGUGCUAUCUGGAAAAGUAACGCCUCAGAAGUUCGUUGAAGUCACAGCGACCAAUCCUGCCAAACUCUACGGCCUGGGGGAAACCAAGGGCGCCAUCGCCGCGGGCUAUGAUGCCGACUUCGUCAUAUGGUAUCCGACAGCUGAGCAAGCUGCUGCUCAUGAGGGAGCUGACGCCGCCAAGAUGGAACCCUUCGUGCUAGAAAACUCCAUGUUGCACCAUGAUAUCGAUUACUCGCCUUUUGAAGGAAUGGAGUUCAACAACUGGCCGCGUUACACGAUCCUGAGAGGCAAACUAGUGUGGGAUCGAGACAACGGGGGUAUUGUUAGUGAAAUGGGAUUUGGGCAGUUCUUGCGCCGUGGGAAGAGCACAUUGAGCAAGCCAAGGAACCGUUGGGUGAACGAGUUCCAGCCCAUGCCAGAGAUGAAGAGCCCUAGCGUGGCAUAUCCGUAG
Colletotrichum spaethianum is the source of this 1554-nucleotide messenger RNA. Its product is annotated as dihydropyrimidinase. Gene Ontology annotation, molecular function: hydrolase activity, acting on carbon-nitrogen (but not peptide) bonds. The record is from RefSeq and is a predicted model, not a curated record. Lineage: Eukaryota; Fungi; Ascomycota; Sordariomycetes; Glomerellales; Glomerellaceae. The coding region runs from base 1 to 1554 and encodes 517 amino acids. Gene Ontology annotation, cellular component: cytoplasm. The transcript is spliced from 3 exons.